Messenger RNA from Lotus japonicus, 2467 nucleotides. Its product is annotated as exocyst complex component EXO70B1-like. The coding region runs from base 21 to 2126 and encodes 701 amino acids. The record is from RefSeq and is a predicted model, not a curated record. Gene Ontology annotation, cellular component: exocyst. The transcript has a single exon. Gene Ontology annotation, molecular function: phosphatidylinositol-4,5-bisphosphate binding. Gene Ontology annotation, biological process: exocytosis. NCBI's taxonomy places the organism in Eukaryota, Viridiplantae, Streptophyta, Magnoliopsida, Fabales, Fabaceae.
AUUCCUUUCUUUGAAAUUUUAUGUCCAUUAAAAUGGAGGAUUUCUCAUCCUUAAACAAAAACUAUGGCAGGUUGUCUGUGAAAGCAAUUCUUAGUCACUUGAGAGAAAAGAUGAUACCCGUUCUCAUUCAAACUCAGAGUUGGAUAUUACAGCCAAAAUUAUGGAGAUUUUUGGGUUUCGGUUCAUCAAUUAUUGGACUCUUUUGCUAUGCUUUCAGCUCCUCCUUCAACCAUCUAUUUGGACAGUGGACUUUCUUGAAGAUAUUUCUCUAUAGCAUUUUCAGUCUCAUAAUCUCAUUGACAAUUUUGUUUCCAAACACAUGGCAACACUCAAGAAGUCACAGGUUCAAAGCUCACUCAGCUUUUUUAGUUUUGACAAUCACCACAGUCUAUUCCUUUUUAUCAGAUAAAGUGGUGAAUAAUGGAAUACCAGAUGCAUAUAGCCUCAUUUCAAGUGCUGCCUUUGCCAUCAUGUCAGUGAGUUUGUCAAGACAGAUUCAAUGUGGAUUUGAAGUUGAUCUUCUUUACUUUUUUCUAGGAUGUCUAAUGAUGCAACUCAUGAAGAUUAAAUUGCAGUUAGUUAUUGUUGGGGCUUGUUUCAGCUAUUGCCUUAUUAUUCUUCGUUCUUCAUUUUCAUCAAUGGGUGUCGCCGCCUCAGCAGAAAAUGUGUUACCUGGACUAGUCCAAGAUGAACAAGUUAUUGUCAUUCAGGUAGAUUCUUCUCAACAUCAGGUGAAUACAGAUAAUUGUAGCAUCACGCAGCGGCGGCUAAUGAAUUGUAUGAAGGAGCUUCAGCAGAACAAUUCAAACCUCACAUACAUACUUCUGAAGCAGGUGAAAGAGUACAUUGAAGAUAACUCUGAAUUGGCGGUGACCGACCAUAAUUUCAUCAUGGACGCGCUGCCGCCGGAAUUGAUGAACAACCUUCAGGAAACCGCCAAGUUGGUGGUGGAUGCUGGGUUGGAAAAGGAGUUCUCCGAAGCCUACAGCAAUUGGUGGAGGGAAUUUCUAGAAGAGUGCCUGAUAAACAAAGUAUUAGGCUUGAGAAAGAUGGGAUUUCAAGAUUACAUGAUUGGAAGAUGGAUCAAAGCUUCUAAAGUAGCUCUGAGGAUAAUUUUUCCGGGCGGACGGAGACUCUGGGACCAGGUGUUCUCUGCAUUCUCCUCCUCGGCCGCCUCUGAUCUUUGUUUCUCAGAGGUUUGCCGAGGAGCCGCGAUUCAGCUUCUGAAUUUUGCUAAUGCGUUUGCUAACAGGAGCCCUUCAGCUUGGCGUUUGUUUAGGAUCCUGGACAUGUUUCAGGCACUUGAUGGCCUAAUUCCGCAGUUUCAAUCACUUUUUACUGACUCUUUGGUGAAUGAAGCUAUGAGAACUCAGAAGAGAUUGGGAGAAGCAAGCAGGGACAUUUUCAUGGAAUUCGCGAAUCUAAUUUUCGACAUUCCUGAAGCAGAUUUAGAUGCUUGGGAUAAUGGUGGGGUUCAUCUAAUGACCACCAUUGGUGUCACAGAAUACUUAAUUCCUGCAUUUUGGUCAAGGCAAAUUCUAGAGCAAAUUUUACUAGAAUUCCCAAUUUCUGAUGGAGCUGGAACAUCUUCAUUCUCCUUGCAGAUGGAGUGGAUAAUGGAGCAAUUUGAAGGAAAAUUGGAAGAUAAGUCCAAAAUAUACAAAGAUCCUGCUUUGUGCUAUUUUUUCAUGAUGAAUAAUAUGAGGUACAUUGAUAGCCAAUUGGGAACAACCUUGGGGGAUGAUAGGUUCCAAAAGAAGGCACAGCAGAACUUUGAACUCUAUUGUAGAAGCUCUUGGAGCAAUGUGUUGGAAUUUUUGAAGCUGGACAUUGAUGAGUCAUGGGAUUCUAAUGUUGCAGCAAAGUCAAUGAUAGAAAAGCUCAAUCUGUUCUAUCAGCACUUUAAGGAGGUCUGUGGUGUUCAAUCAACAUGGCGUGUAUGUGAUAAGCAGCUGAGGAAACAAAUAAUAGAGUCUGUUGAAAACAUGUUGUUGCCUGCAUAUAGGAAUUUCAUUGAGCAGUUUAAGGAUGUUCUUGGUAGGCAGAGUGAUGAGUUUAUCAAGUAUGAAAUGUGUGACAUUCAAGGUAUGCUGAACUCAACUAUUUGUUUCGUAGGAUCAUGCUGAAGUAUUAGACUUUAGAGGCAUAAUUCUACCCCGAAGUUAGCUUGAAUUGAAGAUUGUCUUCUCGUAUAUAAGAGCUAUCUUGAUGAUGUCUUUAGUCAAUAUGAGAUCUCUGAACACACCCCUCACGUCCAUACUGGAUAUAUGAAGUGUGAGAUUCACAGGAAAGAACAUUUGUGAGUGACUCAUAUGUGGAUAGUCUCCAAUAAACAAUAUAAGAUAAACUCAAUUGGAAUUCAGGUUAGAUCUAACUCUACCUUAAUAGAAUGGCUAAGGUGCACCUUAUAUGAAGGAAGAAUUACAAAAUUUUAAUUAUAUGUAUUCCGCGUGGAACCAUUAAGGCA